Molecule: messenger RNA, 557 nt
Organism: Loxodonta africana (African savanna elephant)
Lineage: Eukaryota; Metazoa; Chordata; Mammalia; Proboscidea; Elephantidae
Gene: RBX1
Product: ring-box 1
Exons: 5
Coding region: 51-377 (108 amino acids)
Biological process (GO): ubiquitin-dependent protein catabolic process; protein ubiquitination
Cellular component (GO): nucleus; cullin-RING ubiquitin ligase complex
Molecular function (GO): zinc ion binding; ubiquitin protein ligase activity; cullin family protein binding
Source: RefSeq, a predicted model, not a curated record
GCACUCCUGCGCUUGCGCAGUGGCCAGACGCCAGACAGUGUGUUUCCAAAAUGGCGGCAGCGAUGGAUGUGGAUACCCCGAGCGGCACCAACAGCGGCGCGGGCAAGAAGCGCUUUGAAGUGAAAAAGUGGAAUGCAGUAGCCCUCUGGGCCUGGGAUAUUGUGGUUGAUAACUGUGCCAUCUGCAGGAACCACAUUAUGGAUCUUUGCAUAGAAUGUCAAGCUAAUCAGGCGUCUGCUACUUCGGAAGAGUGUACCGUUGCUUGGGGAGUCUGUAACCAUGCUUUCCAUUUCCACUGCAUCUCUCGCUGGCUCAAAACACGGCAGGUGUGCCCGUUGGACAACAGAGAGUGGGAAUUCCAAAAGUAUGGGCACUAGAAAAAGUGAAUUCUUCUAUCAAGCUUAACUGUUUUGUUUUCAUUUAAUGACUUACCCUCAUGUUACUUAAUUAUAUAUUAAAUAGAACCAUGUCUUUUCUGCUUUGUCUUUUCAGUUUGCUGUUCAUGCAGCCAUAUUGUAUUCUGUGUCAAAUAAAGUCUGGUUGGAUUCUAAAACAAA